Messenger RNA from Cucumis sativus (cucumber), 807 nucleotides. RefSeq lists its product as uncharacterized. The record is from RefSeq and is a predicted model, not a curated record. Bases 1 to 807 code for a protein of 268 amino acids. Lineage: Eukaryota; Viridiplantae; Streptophyta; Magnoliopsida; Cucurbitales; Cucurbitaceae. The transcript has a single exon.
AUGUCUCUCCAAGUUCAUAUCCAACAAGAAGAUUUCGGAAUGUGUCCCAGCUUCAACUGUUACUCCACCGGAACGACCUCAGACGCCGCCAUAAGAGCCGCUGCCUUCUCUUUCUUCGAUUUCAAUCCAUCCCACUCUCCAAACAAACCCAACCAUCAGGAACAACACGACCAUGAUUUCGAAUUCGUCUCCCUUCCUCCACCUCCCGGUUUAACCCCUCCUGCGUUUCCUAUUUUCAAUUCCGAUCUUCUGUUUGAUGAACCUCCAGUUGAAACACCGGAAAUCCACGGUCGAGAUUCACCAAUCGUGAACCCGAUUCGAAUUCCCUUGGAGAAGCUUCUAAUCCGAGAUCGCGAUAUCAAUCCGCGGUCAUCUUCUUCUUCGUCUUCCUCUUUGUCUUCUUCAUCGUCGUUGUCGUCAGUGGACGAAUUGGAAGAAGUUCCAUCCGAAACAUUCUGCGUUUGGAGACCUAAAUCCAUCGGAACAACGCCAAAUCCGGCUUGCAAGAAGAGCCGAUCCACUGGAUCAUCGUCAACAAAGCGUUGGGGAUUCCGAGACCUUCUUCGGAGAAGUCAGAGCGACGGAAAACAAUCGUACAUCUCCUUCACGCCAUCAACGAGUUCAAAGAAGGCAAAAGAAAUCAAAUCAGAGACAAAAUCAAGUAAGAAAUCGAAUAAGCCCGGUGGAGAUCUCCUCUCUGCACACGAAUCGUUCUACGUGAGGAAUCGUGCGUUGAAAGAAGAAGGUAAGAGGAAAUCAUAUCUUCCUUACAAAUUACGAGCCGGGAUUGGUUGGUUGUUGGAGUAA